UUGCAGGGUGCGGUCCAGGGGAGUGGUUUUACUAGAGCAGCAGGUUAGGUCGGUUGUAGCUGACUAUUUUUGCCGUGGGCUUCGGACGCACUUAUAAGCGCCAGUAUCUCGCGUGUGUUUUGCCAUCAUGGAAUUCGAUCUUGCAAGUGCUAUGGACAAGGACGAUAAGAUUAAGAAGUCCACUGGACAUAAAGAUGAGGGGCUCUUCGGUUUCGGAAAAAAGGACAAGGACAAGGAUAAGCAUAAGAGCGAACACAAGGAUAAAGACAAGCACAAGAGUGGCGACAAGCACAAGGAGCACAAGAGUGGCGACAAGCACAAAGAAAAGAAGAAGAAGAAGGAUAAAGACCAUCACAAGAAAGAUGGCCACGGCUCCUCAUCCUCCUCCUCUUCCUCCUCUAGUAGUGAUUCGGAUUAGCAAAAUGUUGACAUUGCAAUUCAAAGAGAAACAGCUUGGAGGAGUUGACUUGAAGUGCUGCAUUUUCAUAAAUUAACUCUCUAACUAUACACAAUGCAAUCAGCCCUUAUGAUCAUAUGGUGUAUUUGGAGAUCUUGACAUGAUUGGAGUUAAAUAAAUUAACAUGUGUACGUGUGACUGUGAAAAUAAAUAUAAUACAAUAAAUCAAUAAAAUUCUUACAUUUCUAUAGA
Messenger RNA from Sardina pilchardus (European sardine), 649 nucleotides. Its product is annotated as protein FAM133-like. The transcript is spliced from 4 exons. Lineage: Eukaryota; Metazoa; Chordata; Actinopteri; Clupeiformes; Clupeidae. The coding region runs from base 128 to 418 and encodes 96 amino acids. The record is from RefSeq and is a predicted model, not a curated record.